UUAUUUUGUGAUAAAUUUAUUUGAGGGUGAACAGGGAUGUUUGGUGUGUGUUGAUGACUUAAAUGUCGGACUUGAUCAUUUAAUGCAAAAUUCGAUGGAUGUUGAUGUCCAAAAUUAUUUGGGGUUUCAUUAUUCUGUAGAGGGGGUAUUUGUUUAUGUUGCUUAUCAUUUCCAUGAAAUAGAUGCACAGUUGACGGAUAUGGUUGAAAUUCAGUGUGUGCUCCCUUAUUUUGUGAUAAAUUCAUUUGAUGGAUACCAUGGUUGUUUGUUGUAUGUUGAUGGAUUAAAUGCCCAGCACCUUGUAAAUUUACAUUUCGGCGUUGAUUUUUUGAUUAAUUUUUAA
This is a messenger RNA of Meloidogyne enterolobii, 343 nucleotides long. The record is from the annotation of a GenBank genome assembly. Lineage: Eukaryota; Metazoa; Nematoda; Chromadorea; Rhabditida; Meloidogynidae.